AUGGCGACUGCGAGGACAUGUCGCAGUCCCCUACUGGCUUUCGUCGUCCUGAUUUCGCAGCUCUGCGGGUGCACGGCGUACGUUGGCGUCGACGGAUUUAGCGUCGAGUUCAUCCACCGGGACUCCGUCAAGUCUCCGUACCACGACCCGGCACUCACCGAGCACGACCGCGUGCUCGCUGCCGUCCGGCGGUCCACGGCACGCGCCGCGGCUCUCGCGCGCUCCUACGUCGGCGGCGAAGGCGCUGUGUCCGAGGUCGUCUCGAGGCCAUUCGAGUACCUAAUGGCCGUCAACGUCGGUACGCCGCCAACCCGGAUACUCGCCAUGGCCGACACCGGCAGCGACCUCGUCUGGUUCCAAUGCGAACCUCGGGCAGCAGCCGCCAGGGCCGCGCCGCCGAGCGCCGUCUUCAACCCGUCCUCCUCAUCGACGUUCGGCCGCGUGGGCUGCAACUCCGGCACGUGCCACGCACUCUAUGGCACUUCCUGCGACGCCAGCUCCAACUGCCAGUACCUCCGGUCCUAUGGCGACAGCUCCAAGACGAGCGGCCUCCUCUCCACCGAGACCUUCACCUUCGAAAGCAUUCCAGGCGGCUGCCCGGGGUGCCGCAGCCAUCCGUACGUGCUGGUGCCGAAUGUCAGCUUCGGCUGCUCCACGUCAACGAACGGCACGUUCGUCAUGGACGCCAUGGUCGGCCUCGGCGCCGGAAACAGCUCCCUCAUCGGCCAGCUUGGCGCCCACACCUCCCUAGGCCGCAGGUUCUCCUACUGCUUGGUCCCCUACACCGUGAAGAACGCCUCGUCGGCGCUCAACUUCGGCGACCGUGCCACCGUGACGGAGCCGGGCGCGGCCACCACGGCGCUGGUCCGGUCGGACUUCGAAGCGUACUACACCGUCUUGCUCGAGUCCGUGAGGAUCGGGAACGCCUCCUUUAAGCACCUUUCCCGCGUCAUCGUCGAUUCCGGCACGCCGCUGACGUUCCUCGACAAGGCGCUUGUGGACCCGAUGGUGCAGGAGCUCACCCGGCGGAUCGGGACCGGUUUCCCGAAGGUGCCGUCGCCACAGGAGCAGCUGCAGCUGUGCUACGACGUCGGCGGGCCGGCUCGUCAGUAUUCGUUCAACAAGAGCGUCCCGGACGUGACGCUGUACCUGGCCGUCUUCGGCGUGGCAGUGACGCUGAAGGCGGAGAACACGUUCGUGGAGGCGCAGGAAGGGAUCAUGUGCUUAGCGGUGGCGCCGGUGACGGAGAAGCAUCCGCUGUCCAUCCUCGGGAACAUCGCGCAGCAGAACAUGCACGUCGGCUACAACCUCGACAAGCGCACCGUCACCUUCGCCCCUGCCGACUGCGCCAGGUCUACUACGGCACCGUCC
Lolium rigidum is the source of this 1371-nucleotide messenger RNA. RefSeq names its product aspartic proteinase CDR1-like. The record is from RefSeq and is a predicted model, not a curated record. Gene Ontology annotation, cellular component: extracellular region. Lineage: Eukaryota; Viridiplantae; Streptophyta; Magnoliopsida; Poales; Poaceae. The transcript has 2 exons. The annotation marks the transcript as partial.